Messenger RNA from Phacochoerus africanus (Common warthog), 996 nucleotides. RefSeq names its product interleukin 17F (gene IL17F). Gene Ontology annotation, biological process: inflammatory response. Bases 88 to 585 code for a protein of 165 amino acids. Gene Ontology annotation, molecular function: cytokine activity. The record is from RefSeq and is a predicted model, not a curated record. Gene Ontology annotation, cellular component: extracellular region. The transcript has 3 exons. Lineage: Eukaryota; Metazoa; Chordata; Mammalia; Artiodactyla; Suidae.
CUCUCGUUGACACCACAGGCACACACAAGGCGACACAGGCACAGAGGGAGCUUCUUGCCCGAAGCAGGCAACCAGAGCAAAGUGACAAUGACCAUCCUGUGUGACACAGCCGUGGUCAAGUCCCUGCUGCUGUUGAUGUUGGGGCUGACCCUGCUAGGGGAGGCGGCAGCUCGGAAAAUCCUCAAACCAGGGGAUCCUGCCCUCUGCCCCCCUCUGGAGGACCACAGCGUGAGGGUUGACAUCCGCAUCCUCAGUCAGAACCAGGGAGUUCCCCUCUCACAUGACUUCCAGAACCGAUCCAGCUCCCCCUGGGAUUACAACAUCACCCGGGACCCCCACCGGUUCCCCUCCGAGAUUGCAGAGGCCCGUUGCAGGCACACGGGCUGCAUCAACGCCCAGGGGCAGGAAGACAGCUCCAUGAACUCCGUCCCCAUCCAGCAAGAGUUCCUGGUCCUUCGGAGGGAGCCCCAGGGCUGCUCUCGCUCCUUUAGGCUGGAGAAGGUGCGGGUCACUGUUGGUUGCACCUGUGUCACUCCCAUGGUCCGCUAUGUGCGUGGCCUGAGAGCAGCAGGUCAACUCGGCUAGAAGCUGUAGAAAUGGCCGUCCUCACCCAGCGCUCUUCGAGGUGUCCUGUGUGAUCCCCAGUUCGCUCCACUUCCCAGGGCUCUUUGCAAGAUCUGCAUGGGAUUCUCAAAGCUCUCUAUUAGACAUAGUAACUUUCUGGGGCUUCAGGAACUUGGAUAUUCUGAGAUGUUCUUAGAUGUUCUGAGAUGUCCUGAGAUGUUCCAAUGUCCCAACCCCCUGAAAAUGGAUGCAGGAGAAUGCAGGAUCCUUGGCCCACUCACUUUAUGUGCUUUGAUGACCACUUCCCAGACGUGCUGUCCCUGGGUGGGACACAGUGCCACUCCCUGGGGGUCCUUUUGGUAAAAUGGGCUUCUGUUCCUGGUGAGUCAAAAUGCAGCAAACAUAACCACAAUGUAAGAAUGUGUGGGAGGG